This is a messenger RNA of Sycon ciliatum, 696 nucleotides long. RefSeq lists its product as uncharacterized. Lineage: Eukaryota; Metazoa; Porifera; Calcarea; Leucosolenida; Sycettidae. Bases 1 to 696 code for a protein of 231 amino acids. The record is from RefSeq and is a predicted model, not a curated record. The transcript has a single exon.
AUGGUCUCCGGCUUUACUUACCUCGGUAGUGUGAUGAGUUGCGAUAGGUCACUGGACGUGGAGAUCACCUCCCGCUUGGCCAAGGCAUCUCGUGUGUUUGGUUGCCUCCUGACCCCGAUUUUCCGGUGCCGGGGUUUAUCCAUCGGCAUUAAGGGCAUGGUAUAUCGCGCUUUUGUCCUGAGCACUCUGUUCUACGGUGCAGAGACAUGGGCUGUGAAGGCUACCCACGUCCAUUGGCUGACCGUCUUCCAUCGCUCCUGUAUUCGGUCUAUCCUCGGUGUAUCGCGGAUCCAGCAGUGGGAGGACAGGCUCACAUCGGCAGAAUUGGGCAGGCGAUUUGGCAUGUCUCUUGACAUCUCCGAUUUGCUCCGACAGCAUCGUCUGCGCUGGCUGGGGCACAUUGCCCGUAUGGAGGAACAUCGCACUCCGCAGCAGAUGGUAUUUGGCGAGUUAUAUGCCACUCGCCCCCGCCACGGUCCGAAGAAGCGAUGGCGUGACGUUGUUGUCACUGAUCUAGCUGCGGCCCAGAUCGGAGAGGGAGAAUGGAUCCGUCCAGCCCAGGAUCGCCCAACCUGGAGGCGGUUGUGUCGUCAGCAGCCUCCUCCACCCGGACCGAAAAAGUUCCGUUGCGCAUGUGGCCGUCCCUUUGGCCGCAUUGGGGACCUGAAGAGGCACGCCCCCCACUGCCGCGUCUGA